AUGCAGGCAGCUCAGAUGGAGUCAGUGGAAGAGCCCCCAUCGAUGUUGUGGGGACUGGAUCCUAUCUUUUCUACCUUUGCGAAGCUGUAUGUCAGAGAUAUCCUGCAGAUGACAGAAUCCAUACAGGUGCCAGGUAAACUCCUGUUGUAUUUUCAAAGAUAACAUACUUCUGUAUGACCUAGUAAAGACAACUUACAACUUAGCAAACAUAAAUUGUUAUUUUUUCUUUGCAAAUUCAACGCUAACAUUUCCCCCCAUUUUAUCCUUAGUGGUUUUUUUUCUUUCCAUGUCUCACAGAUGUUUACUUCUACAACUCACAUCCAAUCUUUCAAGUUGAUGUACUUGGGACGGUUGUUUACAAGAGAGAAAGAGAUAGCUUCUUCUGCUAUGGAGGUAUUUUCCCUAAAAAACAACAAUACAAUUUUUAUGGUAUAGAAAUGUGUAGUGUGAAUAUGAGCGAGCAAAUCAGUGUCUUUAUGCUUUUGUGUGCAAAUACUUCCUUGUGAAAUAAAUAAUUGUACUUUAUUCAGUAUUAAUCCUUUAGUGAAUGUUAUGGACCCACCAUGGUAGUGGCAGCAGAGUACUCAUAUAGAUGCAUGUUUUUAAUGGUGCAUUGAGAAAACUUAAUUGGCAUUGCUUAUAGUUUUGUUGACAACAAACAAACUGAUAUAAAUGGAAGCAUCUGUUGUGAAAAUGACCUUAAUUAUAAUGGAUAUGACUUACAGACUCAUCAGAAUAGGAGAUCUGCCACACCUGAUUUCUUUUGUCUUUCCUCCUGCUCACAGUGGAUGAUGGUACUGGUGUUAUAAACUGCUUAUGCUGGAAAAAAGACCUUUUGAAAGAGAAGGGAGAUCCUACAAAAUGUGAGUUUAUAAUUGUAUGAUUAUCAGUGCUGCAUACCUUCAUUUUAGGCUCUGUAUUUGCAACUGGAUGAAUUAACCAAAUCCCAAUACACUGACAUUCAAAAAGAUUAAAUCCUGUAUAUUCUGAAGAGUUUAUAGUAUGCUUACUACUUUGUUUCCUAGAUCACUUUGUAGCAUAUCCUUCUAUGCCGAAUUAUUUUAUAAUUUAUGGAGGUCUUCAGCAUUUUUGCAUAACACAGAUAAUUAAGUGUAUAGUUUUAGGGUUAGGGUGAGGGUCCAUCAUAAUGACUAUCAAUGGGGUUUACUUUGAAACACACAGGGCUAUAUGUUUGUUUAGUAACUGUGGAUUCUUGAGGCUUUACAGUAGUGUCAACUGCAUUUCUACAUUAGUCAUUUGGAGAGCAUAGAUGCAUCUCAAUAAAUAAGAAUAUCAUAGAAAGAUUAAUAUUUUUUGUAAUUUAAGGAGAAGAAACUAUAUUCUAGACUUAUUACACAUAAACUAAAAUAUUUCAAGCAUGUUUCUAUUUCAUUUUUUUUAAUUGUAGCCGUAAGCUCAAAAAUGUAAAUUUCUAUUCAAACAGAGUAAAUGCCACGUAUCCUUCAGUGUAGUCUCGAAAAUCCAAACACAACAGGAAAGACUGCUUAUGUGACGGUUGUUCAGAAGACAAUGAUCACCUUCCACAGGGAGGGUAAGCUGUAUGGAAGCGUGUGCAUGGAAAGUUUGGGAAAAAGGUGUGCAAGCAACAGAAAUUACUGAAAGGAUUGUCAAGAAUAGUAGUUUCAAGAACUUGGGAGAGCUUUACACGACAUGGACUUUCAGAGUGCAUCAAGAACAUGGAGGAGAGAGGUUUCAAAAGAGGUCACAUUCCUCAUGUUGAGCAAUUCAAGUAGGCACCUUACCUUGACUAAGAAGAAGAAAAUACUAGACUGAUCCUCAGUGGCCCUUUGCUUAUCUUUCAUUUGGAAAUCAAGGUCCUAGAGCAAUGAUUCGAUUUCCUUUUCCAGCAGGACUUAGCACCUGACCACAAUAUCAAAAAUGCCACGAAAAGAUUUGCUGGCCAUGAGUGUACUGUGUUUAAAGGGGCAGCCUAUUGGCUAGACCACAACCCUACAAAGAAUCUUUAAAGAGAAAAAAGAGGAACAUAUAACCCAAAAACAAAGAUGAGCUGUAGGCUGCUAUUAAAACAGCUAAGGCCUGGAUCAACACCUCAGCAAAUUCACAGCAUUAUUUUCUCUAUGCCACAACACACUGAUGCAGUGAUUUAUUUAAGACACCAUAGGGGGGAGUUGAAUGUGGGCCACUUGUAUACAUAGUGAGCGCCUAAACCCCAAGGUUAUCCGUACCUGUAAAGUACUUUUUUCAUUGGUGAGGCACUGGAUUGUUGGUUUUUAUGAGCUUUAAGCAAAAAUGAUUAAAAUUAAACAAUGAGGGCUAAAAUUAUCUCACUUUACAUGCACAAAAUAAAAAAUAUAUGGGUGUUCAUUUUUCAAUAAAAAUACAGAUUUUUUGAGGAUUUAAACUUUUUGAGAUGCUCCCAUUCACAUGAUAUUAAGUACUUUAAGGGAUAUCCCAGCGUAAAAUACAUUUAGGGUCAAACAAACUGUGACACCCAGUUACAACCCCCCCCCCCCCCCCCCGAGAGAUAAAUGUUGCCGACCGCUUGCUUCUCUAGUUCCAACUUUAGUAACAACCAACCAGUCCAUUACGGACUGCUGUGGGGUGACGCAGCUCAAGGAAGAACAUUUAUGAUCAUUUCUCUAUUAUUUCCUUAAAGCAGUAAUCACCAUAUUAAUCAUUUUGCACUGCGGAUGCGGAAGUCCUUCUGCCUUAGCAUCUCGGUCUGAUUGCAUUUCCAUGAAGAAAUGAUCAUAAAUGUUCUUCCUUGAGCUGCAUCACUCUGCUGUAGUCCAUAAUGGACUGACCCGAGGUCUCGCUACAAACAAGCGGCUGCUGGAAGAGAGUAGGUGAGUUGUGUUUAGUCUCUUUGCUAAAGAAAUUAGGCAAAGUUGAAAAGAUGUUUGGCAGCUAGUGCUAUGGCUGAGACCAUAUAUGUACUGUUGAUGAAGUUAUGUGCUGUUCUGAGCAUUAUUUGUGGCUAUAGAGUGGCAAUUUGGUUGAGGUUUGUUUAUGGCUCCUCAGACUGCUAUGUAUUGCUAUCGUGCAGUCGUUACUAAAGUUGGUAUAACUAGAUACCAGAGGUGUCUAAUUCGGUGUUGCGGUGUGUUUGACCAUAAAUCAAUUUUACGCCGGAAUAUCCCUUUGACUGUGUUUGUCAGACUCUAUAAUGCCAUAUAUAAUAACAUGAUAAUGGAGGGAAUUUUUAACAUCUUUUAACUAUGCUUCAAGAUUAUUAUUUUUUAGUUUAUGGUGGUAAACCCUGUUUCCUUAUCUGAGGGCUGUUUUUCUUCCAGCAGGGGCUAAACACAGCGAUGGGGCUCAGGGAAGCUUUGACCCUGUGGCUGAGCUGGAGAAGCUGAGACAGGCCCAGAAGAAUCGCUGUCACCUGGAUAUCGGAGAUCUGCUUCGAGUCAGAGGACCGGUAAAGACAUACAGGCAGCAGAGAGAAAUCACAGCCCAUGUCUACUGUGAGUACAAACUCCCGUCCUCUGCAGGCUGUAAGAGCAAUGUGAUAUUCAGUGAACCAUUUACAGUCACUCACUUUCCCUCUGUGUUGUACAAGAGGUAGAGUAACUAAACACUUCAGGCCUGGUUCUACAAAACUGGACCCAUUUAGCAUAUGAUGUGCUCAUUGCUCUUGUACAAACACCUUAUAGAAACAGGUCUGGAUAAAAUGUGAUGGAGUACAAACAUUUCAAUGACGGCUCCUUUAAAAUGAAAAAUGCUCUAAAGCAACCUGCACUGAGUCACACAGACCCACACACAUUUGAAAUCUCUGGCAAGGACAUUCUUUAUCUUAGCUCUGCAGUCUCACUUUAUGAUGGCCUACACAUGUCCCCCUUUCUCACUCACACAACCACACACAGGCCAUUUUUAUUUCGGAGUACCUUCCAUCUAUAACCUCUGUCCAUUCAUCAUGUGUACAUGUGUCUCUGUGUGUUCCCAGAUAAAGUCAACGACCCAGUGAUGGCUGUCCAGAUAGCGUGGAUGAUGGAGGUUCCUCAACUUUACAGACAGUGCUAUGACAAACCAAUCCUGCAGCAACCUGAUGAAAUGGGGUAAGAACACUCCCUCUUUACUGUAAUAUAAGGUUGCAACUUAGAAGUCAGAUUUCACUUAAGUUUUUUUUUCUACCAUUUUGAGUUCUAUUUCCGCUGUUCAUUUCCUUUUCUUAUCAAGGAAUGAGCUUACAUGAACACAUUUUCUCUUUGAUUGAACAAACAAUUCAUUGAAUUUUAUUGCAGUGAGAAGGUGAACGUGAAAAAUGUACGUAUAUCACAACAUAUUUGACUGUAACAGAGUAAAAACUCAAUAUGUAGACUAGGUAAUAGAGAAUGAAAAUAGAGAAUAAAAUAGAGGUACUCUCAGUUAUCAGCCAAGGUAAAUUUUAACAUGAGGACAUAUUAUAUUAAAGACUGAUUCUCCAUUUGUUGUUGCAGUGACUCAAGCUUCACUCUCCUCAGCAAGGCAACAAAUGUCAUCAAAGAUUUUGUCAAGCAGAAAAUGGCGAGCAAGGUCAGACCCUAUGAUGUUAUGGACCUCCUGCAUCCUCUGUUCCCUGUCCACUCUCAAACAGCUUCAGAAGACCAGGUGAGCUAGAAUAAAGGUUUUUUUGAAGGUGUGUGAUGGUGGGAUCAAAUGUCAGACCGUAUUGAAGUGCACUUAGGAGAGGCUCAUGACUGGAAUAAAGGAAUACAAAUAUGUUUUGAAAUGUAUUUUACUUAUUACUUAUAAUAAAGUCUUAGGUUAUUGGUCAUGUUAGGUGGUCAUUGGCCCUUUUUUAUUUUGUGAGUUGGUGAGAGCCCAAUGAGGAAAUCAUGCUGUCAACAACACCUUUGUACUUCCACACUGAUCCCACUACAGGAUAAUCCCAGGGUGUGUUUUCACUAUCUGUUACAGUGUUGUGAAAGCACUUGAGUUAAUCACAUAGCAGGGCUUUGGAAGGCUGUUUGCACUGAAACAUGCUUAAGAGAAAAAAGUUAACUUUUGUUUCCUUUUGGAGUUUCCAAACUGGGUCCAAGAGAGCAGUCUUUUGGAAAUGUGACCCAUUUUUUUUUUUACCAAUACCCACAUCCUGUGAAAAUAGUGACUCACAGCCAUUGCUGCACAUAAUCAUAAAAUUAGCAAACCCCACGCAGCAAAGUGCAAUAUGUAGACUGUCAGGGGCUGCAGCUAUUUGAAAAAGAUAAAAUGUAUUAUUGAAGCAUUAUGAUCAAGUACUGUUGCACUGCUGCAGAAACAUUCUGGUCCUAAAAUCUUUGUCGCCCAGAUGUGUGGCAACUACUAUAAAAGACCCCCACUAUAAACUCAAAGUAUCACCAAAUGCAGUAUUAUUUCAGUUUAUUAAUAUCUGUUAAUACUUGUAUAUUGUGACAGCCCUACUUGAUACAGACUUCCAAAAAUCUCAUCAUGAAUGUCUUAUUUUUUACAAUCACAAAGUAAAUUAAGAUGCAAAAUUUAAUCAUCCACACACAGGUGAAGUAAACCACAAUUGCAAUUUCUUAAAAAAUAAUCAUAAUCCACCUCUGUUACUACCUCUGAUGCCUCAACAGCAGAGAGACGACUUGGUUCCACUGUGGCAUUUACUGAAGGCCAAAUCUUACAGGAGCAUAAAUAUCAUGAAAAGUGCUUAAACAGAAGUCAGCUCAGUACUGUUUUAUUAUGAUGUUUCUCUGUUGCUGUUCAGAGGCCUGUGGCUGGACCAUCUUCAUUCCAGCGUCUACGCCAGCUCGUCCAGGAGACCCUUCAAGUUUUACAGGAUGAAGGCAUUUUGUACCGCAAAGUCAGAUCCCAGGAUGAAGUCUAUCAUGUGAGAAGCAUCAGAGAAAUGUUAUAACUCUUUUUUUACACAUCAGAGAGCUGGCAUUUUGGAUGUAUGUCUGUCGGACUCUGUGAUCAACAGGUGACUGCAGAGGAUACAGAUCUCCUCAUAGCUGUCAAAGACAUUAUCAGGGAGGACUCAAAGAGGGAGCAUUGUAAGGAGACUUCUGUUUUGCUUUAUACAAUAAGACUUUCGAUGUUAAACUGCUGUUGGUAGUACUAAGCAACAUAUCUUCCAUUAACCAAGGCGACUGCACCGAGUGGCAGCUGUGCAGCUUAGACACACUAGAUGACUGAGUUUUCAGGCCAAAAAUGAUAAAAAUAUUAACAACUAGUCAAACUGGUUCUGGAGCCAACUUGCGAGGGUGAAGACAGUACAGCACUUGAGCUGUCCAUCUUUAGAUGAAUUUUGCAGGAAAAGGGCUGAAUGUGAUUGAUUAGAUUUUAGAAAUGACCUAUGGAAGCUUUAUCUUGUUUAUGAAGAUUAAUCACACCUGUAAACAAUUAAAAUCGCCCAAACAAUUAACGUUUCAUUUUCAGUGCUUAAAUUAAAAAACAAAUCAUUAAAUAUUUGUACAAUUAAUCACUUCUACAAGAAUUUAAAUGACAAAAAGAUUGAGAAAAUGAAUCCCACAAAAGUCUAUAUAACCUCCUAAUGCUCAUUUACCUCCCGUGUGUUGACUUUGGUUUCCUUUUUUAUGUAUUUACAGUUGCAGAGAAGGGCUGUCAUGUCCUGCACAUCCUAACUGCGGUCAGACACAGCUACAGCCUCAAUGUGACAAAAGCUGCCCUGGAGGUGAUCCUCAGAAAACUGGAGUGCAACAGUGAAAUCGUCAGCACCAGGGACAACUAUUAUACUGCGUUUUAA
Molecule: messenger RNA, 6670 nt
Organism: Xyrichtys novacula (pearly razorfish)
Lineage: Eukaryota; Metazoa; Chordata; Actinopteri; Labriformes; Labridae
Source: the annotation of a GenBank genome assembly